Molecule: messenger RNA, 2949 nt
Organism: Sus scrofa (pig)
Lineage: Eukaryota; Metazoa; Chordata; Mammalia; Artiodactyla; Suidae
Source: RefSeq, a predicted model, not a curated record
UAUAGUGCAUUUUUGAUGCAGGGUUGUGGAGCCCCUUCGGGAUCCUGGAUACAUCCCCAGUCAGUGGGUUCUGGAUCUAAAAACUGGCUCAAGUUUGAUAACUGAAGAAGGAGUUAUGUCCUUUUAUUGGGUCCAUUGCCCUCAGCUUCUUGCUUUCCCAUCCUUGCCCUUUUUCUGGUUAUGGAGGUUAAGCAGCACCCUUACCGGCUCCCCCUCUAUUUUGCCCCUGGAGAUGCCAUCUCCAUUCUGCCCUAUGGAUCAAGCUGCCAUUGGCUGCCCCUCUCCCUUGGGCUGUUGUUAUGGUAAUUGUGGCCUUCUGACCUCCUGCAUUUAAUCAUCACCAUCUGACUACUGUUCCUUUGGGGAUUCCAUCAUCCGCAUUGGAUAUUAGCAAGCCCAGCUCUGUGAGUGCCCCUACUGUCAGUAUUGGCUUACAGAGGAUAGCCACCACUGAACUUCCUUGCUGGGACCUUCUUACCAGUACAUUCCUCAUGGCCUUGGUGAAUGGGGAUUUUUCUGGACCCCUCCUGGAAUAUGACCGUCUAGAGGUUUUCGGCCUCACGUAACAUCUACUUCAGUAAGCCUACUUCUCUCAGACGUUUUAUUCCUUCCUCUUCCUCCUGCCUGGGCAACCCAGGCAUUUCUACUUUCCUCAGUGUUGGCCAUCACUUUAUUCAGGCUUCUAAGAGUCACCCUAACAAUGAGUUUGUCCCAUCCCCCAGGGUUUUUCCAGGGUAGUAAAUCACAUAUCUUAUGAAAGUAUCCCUAAGUCGAUGAAAUCUUGCUUAGCCAGCUUUAUAUUCCAGCCCCUUGAUCAUGUACCCUCAAAAUUUAGCUUAGUAUCCUGCCAAUAUGCACUAAUUAUACUUUGGACCAUAAUCUCUUUCUUCCCUUUUCAGACCUAACAUGUCACCAGCUGGCUUCUACUGGGAUUCAGUUCUAGUUAUUGGCCUACCACCCAGGAUAAGAGGAUGUACUGUACAGAAAAAUUGUCAAAUGUGCACAGAAGAUAAUAGUUGCUUUUGGUGCAGUCAAGAAAAUACUUGCAAAAGAAUUUGUUUUCCAUAUUUUGGGUGUCAACUCAGUUCUGCAUUUUGGUUAAACUGUCGCAUUGACAUGUUUGGAUUCCUGAUGCUUCUACUCCUUAUAAUAUUGAUUAUAGCAUUUAUUUGUCAAUACUGCCUCUAUCUUCAUUACAUGCACAGUGUAUAAUGAAUAGAUAACUGGAAAGCUAGAUCAUCCAGAGAGAGAAGAAGGAAGUGUCUCUCAACGGUAAGCUUUCAAAUUAUACUGCAUAGACUUUUCUGUAUGACUUUCUGCAACCCCCUCCUAUUAAGCAACUUUUCAGAAAUAUAAUGAGAAUUGUUAAGAAAGUAAGUGGAAAUCAAAUCUGUAAAAUGUAAACUGAUUUUCGAUGUCUGAAACAUGUAUAGAAGGCAGAAAAAAAAAAUGGAGCUUCAGUAGCUCCUCAGUCAUCUGCCUUAGCUGAAAUCUGGGCUUUGUUUACUAAGUAUGUCAUAUUGGACAACUAACUUAACCUGCGUGUGCCUUAGUUUUUCCUCAUUCGUUAAUAUUCUCUACUAAUAGUGAGUAAAUCAGUGGGUAGCUCUGAGCACAAAAUGAGAUUUUACAGGCAAAAUUUUUAGAAUUUCCCUGAAACUCAGUCCUCAAUAACUAACAUUGACUUGUUACUGCUGGAGUCAAAGAAUCUCAGCCCUUGGGGACAUAUAAAGGUCAUCCUACCCAGCCCCUCAGCCAGGGCUGGGACCCUCUUGCCAAUAUUUCUGGCUUGUUGUAUCGUGAACAGCUAGAGACUAUCACUUGGAUUAAAGCAGUUAUGAAUUUGACUGUGUGAAUGUGUGUAUGUGUGUGUGUGAGUGUGCUUGUACAUACAUGCAUCCUCAGGUGCUUGAUUUGCAACAGGAUAAACCCCAGGCAUACUUUUAUUGCCACUUCCUACACUGCACCUACUCAGAAAGGAAGUCCCUAACUAGAGGCAGGCUCCAUUCUUCUAUGUCUCUUGAAGUAGUCAGUGCAGGUUAAUAAGGAGGGGGUGCAAAGAGAAUGCAGGGAACUCCCAGAAGCCUGCGGGCUCCCCUGGAGACCCGAAUGAUCUCCAUUCUGAGAGAGAUGAGAGUUUAAAAGAUGAGCAAUGCUAGGAAGACCCUUUAUCAUCCAAGCUGGGACCAUGCUGAGAAUAUCAGGGAGAACAGUUGUAAAUAAGGACUCUCUUGGGCAAAGAAGAUUGUGUAGUCAUACUGGCUAACACCCACUGUUGUGAGGAAAAUGUGUACAUUUCUUUGCUGUUGGAGGGAUUAGGUAUCUAUGCAAACUGUUUAGAAGGCAAUCUGACAGUAUCUAUUAAAAUAUUUUGGGGAGAUACUCUAUGACCUGGUCAUUCCGUUAUUAGCUACUAGAGAUUUUUUUCCCCUUGUGAGUCAACAAAAUUAUGCUUACUGGUUGAACCAUAUAAAAUGUCUUGCUUUGUCUAUUUGUGACAUACUAAAAGAGCAAUCUCAUGUGGUUCAAACCAAUAAAAAGAUCUAGGUUUUGUAGGGCCUGAAACUUACGGAAUUUUGGGACCCUCCAAAAAGUUGUUUAUAAAUCUUCCUGUUGUUAAUUUUACAAAAAUGUUUGACUCUAAUAAUACAUAUUCCCAGGGCCUUGAAAGGCGAGGGCAAAUGAGAACUCAUAGAGCUUAGGCUAUACCCAUACAUGUAUUCUAGUAAGUAUUUUCAAAAGAGGACACACACAGUCUUGUAUAGACUUGAAUAAAAAAAUGGAACUAUCUUAAACUGGUGGUAUAAAUUAGUACAAGGAUUCUAAAUAUUACUUUGGUGGAGUUCCCAUUGUAGCUCAGCAGAAAUGAAUCUGACCAGUAUCCAUGAAGAUGCAGGUUUGAUCCCUGGCCUUGAUCAGUGGGUUAAAGAUCCGGCAUUGCCAUGAGCU